This is a messenger RNA of Aureobasidium uvarum, 417 nucleotides long. Lineage: Eukaryota; Fungi; Ascomycota; Dothideomycetes; Dothideales; Saccotheciaceae. The record is from the annotation of a GenBank genome assembly.
AUGUCUUACUCCUACGCCACAGCCAAGGCUAUCCUUAGCGAAGUCGAGAAGGACCGUAUCCUUGCCAUGUAUCUCAGCUCUGAUGAUAUGAACGACGCUUACGGCGCCGCCAGUGUCGACAGCAUGAAAGUCUCUUACCGCAACUCCCUCAAGAAGAUCGAGAAGGCCGGCGGCAAGACUGGUGCACAGAAUGAGGACGAAGACGAAGAGGAGACUACCAAGAGUCCCAAGAAGGCCGGCCGUCCUCGCAAGACCCCAGUCAAGUCCACCACGAAGACCGCCAUGAGCAAGACUCUCGGUGGACAUGAAGAUGCUGCUGCUACUAACGUCAACGUCGUCUCUGACAACAUCAAGCCUGAUCAGGAGGACGAACAGACUUCGGAGAUGAUCAAAGAGGAAGACGAGUCUGAGUGUUAA